AUGGUCGCAGUGGAGAAGGCAGGCCAUGGUUACCUGAAGUCCAUUGCUGGGACUGUGAUGGUUCUGGAGAGGACUGUGGAGGGUGCAUACGGGACCCUGAACAGAAUCCUCACUAGUGAUGGACUUACUGAAGCCUUAGAACAAUGGCACAUCUAUGAGAAGCCCUGCCGCCGCCAGCGAGAGAGCUGUGAAACAUGCCAUAGGAUCUACCACAUGGAAAUGGCUCCAGAGAUGAACUUCGUGAUGCGAAAGAACCGGGCAGAUCCACGGCAGGGCUGCUAAGGCCUGUGAAUAGAAGACCCACGUUAGUUCUGUGUCCAGCUCU
Molecule: messenger RNA, 325 nt
Organism: Myodes glareolus (Bank vole)
Lineage: Eukaryota; Metazoa; Chordata; Mammalia; Rodentia; Cricetidae
Source: RefSeq, a predicted model, not a curated record